AUGAUGUCUUAUCAAAAAGUAAUAGCAAAAAUUAAUGAAAACACUCAGAAGAGCACUGAAUUCUAUGACUUUGCUGAACCUCUCAAAGUUUUUGAGAAAAAAUUAAAUGUGGACGUCACUCCCCUAUUGGAAGAAAUUGAUUUUUAUAAAGGUGGAAGAAUAAUUGAAUACGAUUACGUACCAGAGUCAUCUGAGUUCCAAGAAGAUUCGGAAGAAGAGAGAGAAAAAACACCUGAAUACGAUUACGAAUCAGAGUCAUCUGAGUUUCAAGAUGAUUCGGAAGAAGAGAGUGGAAGAACAUCUAAAUACGAUUACGUACCAGAGUCAUCUAGAUUCCAAAAAUAUCUGGGGAGGGAAAGAGAAAGCGGGAUCAGAAGAGAGACUCACCUUGUCGAACUGUUUAACAACUUCAAACAAGGUCAUUUCUGUUUCGUGGGUCCCGCGGGAUCGGGUAAAUCCACACUCAUGAAAGCUUCAUCAAGAAAUGCCAUGCAUGGAAAAUAUUUUCAAGGAACCAUCAAGAUGGUUCAAUAUAUACAAUGCAAACAAUAUAUGAAAAACAGUAAAGUAACAGCAGGUGAACUAAUUUUCAACAAUCUCCCAAAGGAAGAAAGAGGUCUAGCAAUUGAUUAUGCAAAAACCCACCCAGAAGAAGUUUUGUUUAUGCUCGACUCCUUGGACACUCUUCAAUAUACAAUUGAUGGAGUUUAUGAAAUCAUCAGCCCAGAUGAGCCGGCAUAUCCUGAAGUAAUAAUAUGGAAUUUUCUCGCUGGAAAGUUAUUUCCCGGCUGUCGCAUUUUAUCUUCCAGUCGUGAACAUUCCAUCAGAAAUUAUUGGGGAGAAGUUCGACCAGACAAGGUCAUUGCACUUGCUGGAUUAACAAUGGAGUCCAUCAAAGAAAUUAUUUCAGGAUAUGAAGGAAAUGAAGAAGCAGAGAAAAUAUUGGAAUUUCUCAAAAUCAAAGCUCCAUUACACUUGUUACUGUGCACCACACCUGUGAUGCUGGUUUACACAUUGAUAGCUUUGAAAUUCAAAUCUGACUUCAAGCCAAACACUAUGACUGGUAUUAUGACUGUGGUCAUGCAAAGCAUUUUACGAUCACCUCACACUCACCAAGAGAAUAUUUUGGAAGCUUUGGACAAAUUAAAAGAACUAUCAUACAAUGGGACAGUAGAACGUCGAGUUCUAUUCACAGAAGAUGAUUUUCAUCGAGUCAAUUUAAAACCGGAAGAAGCAACCGAUCUAGCCAUCUUAGCUCCUGGAGGAAUUUAUCGUAAACUUUUCCAAGGAAUACACCUUCUUUACUUUCAACAUCAAAGUAUUCAAGAAAUGCUCACAUCUUUCUAUAUUCUUGGACUGGAUUUAAAAUCUUUUCACCAGUUCGUAGAUAAACAUCUCCAUACCGGUCACUUUGUUCUCAUCAGAAAAAUGAUGUGUGGACUUUUAUUAAAUCCAACAGUUUAUGAAGAAGCCGGAGAUUUACUUGGAGAAAUCAAGAAUCUUGAGGAAAAGCAAGAUAUUCUCAAGAAAAGUUUGCAAUUGCAAUUGCAACUCGGAAAAAGUUUGAACAAAUCAGAUAUUUUGGAACUUUUCACCGCAUUGAACGAAGCCAAGGAUGGAAUGAGUGACAUUGUCAAAUCAUCUCUUAAUGAAAUUGACAUUUCUGAACUUCCUCUCUCCAUCAGUGAUGUUCAUGUCAUUGGAUCAGUAGCUUCCUACUGUACAUCACUAUCCAUGUAUUUCCAUUAUUGUGAUUUCAAGUCAGACUCACUUCAAACUCUGGCAUCUGAAUUGAAAGGAUCAAAUGUGAAGAUUGAAGGUUUGAAUCUGAGUGAAGAGCGUUUUGCAAACCAUGAAGAUAUUGUUGCAGUUGCAAAUCUGCUUCCUAAUGUUACAGAGCGGUUGUGGUUGUAUGGAUGGAACAUUGCGGAUGAAGAUGAAAAAAUAUUACAGAAUCAAUUGGAUGAAAUUGGAUCUGAGCUAGAGAUUCUGCUUCAGAUUGGAGAAAAAACACUCAAAAGUCAAAGAAAACCUGCAGAUAAAGCAACUAAUGUAACUCUCAAACAAAAUACAACUUUGUCUUCAGAAUCAGAAUUUGGUAAAUCGUAG
This is a messenger RNA of Styela clava, 2109 nucleotides long. The record is from RefSeq and is a predicted model, not a curated record. Lineage: Eukaryota; Metazoa; Chordata; Ascidiacea; Stolidobranchia; Styelidae.